CCUGGGGAUGACAUGCUACAUCAACUCCAUCCUCCAAAGCGUCCUUACUGACCCUGAGCUGCUCUCACCCAAGAUCCCAGCUAUUCAGAUGGUUUCUAGAUAUUGACGUCAGUCGCUACUCCAACAUCAGAGAGGAGAAUAAGUCGCUUCCAUCCUCUUUUUAAAUGGACCGUAGCUGAAUAUAAUUCAGAUUUUGACGAUGACGAGCAGAAGGAUGCCCAUGAGUUCCUCAUCUGUGUUCUGGACAAAAUGAGGUCUGUGUCAUCAGAAGUUGAGCUGACAGCUGUAAACUCUGGCCUGACCUACACGUGCCCAGUCCAUGAACACAUUUCAGUUCAGAUGCUGAACAUCAGGACCUGCAGGGGAUGUGGUGAGCAGUCCUAUAGAGUGGAGGACUUUGUUAACCUCACUCUGGAGCUGGUACCAGGGGGAACGGUGAGCCAGUGUCUGCAGGAGUAUUUCAAGGGGGACCAGAUAGAUUACACGUGCCACUGUGGAGCGCAGCAGUCAUCCCUGCAGAGCUCUUUUCUCCACCCUGCCAAAAAUGUCAUCACAUCUGUGAGAGUAUCCAAAGAGGGCUGGAUAUGGGGGAUUCAGCAAACUCUUGGCCAACGGAUGAUGAUGAACAUGUCAGCCAAACAACAGGAGAAGAGUUGUCUGCUGCCGUAG
Fundulus heteroclitus (mummichog) is the source of this 669-nucleotide messenger RNA. RefSeq names its product ubiquitin carboxyl-terminal hydrolase 37-like. Lineage: Eukaryota; Metazoa; Chordata; Actinopteri; Cyprinodontiformes; Fundulidae. The record is from RefSeq and is a predicted model, not a curated record. The coding region runs from base 250 to 669 and encodes 139 amino acids. The transcript is spliced from 6 exons.